Molecule: messenger RNA, 5752 nt
Organism: Dromiciops gliroides (monito del monte)
Lineage: Eukaryota; Metazoa; Chordata; Mammalia; Microbiotheria; Microbiotheriidae
Gene: UBR2
Product: ubiquitin protein ligase E3 component n-recognin 2
Exons: 47
Coding region: 370-5634 (1754 amino acids)
Biological process (GO): ubiquitin-dependent protein catabolic process via the N-end rule pathway
Cellular component (GO): cytoplasm; ubiquitin ligase complex
Molecular function (GO): zinc ion binding; ubiquitin protein ligase activity
Source: RefSeq, a predicted model, not a curated record
ACAAUGCCCUGCUCGCUCUCCAUGGUGUUGUUGCCCCUUCCCCGGUUUGGGACGCGAUAGAGGAGAUCUCCUACGCUAGGCCCCUGGGCCCUCCGUGUCCUUUCCCCGGUACCGGGAAGCGGUGACGUGCCGCUGAGCUCCUAGAGGGAGAACCAGGGGCAUCCCCUACCCCCGUUCCCCAUCCUGGUCCCCGUCCCCUGUCCCCUGCCUGUUUCCCUCCCUUCCCUCCUCCACUCUACCCUUCUUCUCGGCCCUAUCCCCUCCUCCCGGUGGGUUCCGGGGAGUGGAGCUGCCUGAGGCGGGGGCGGCGGCCGCGGCCCGGGGGACUGAGGGAGGCGGGCGGCGGCGGAGGAGGCCGGAGGAGAGAAGAUGGCGUCGGAGCUGGAGCCGGAGGUGCAGGCCAUCGACCGGAGUUUGCUGGAAUGUUCCGCUGAGGAGACCGCGGGGAAAUGGCUACAAGCAACUGACCUGACUAAAGAAGUAUACCAGCAUCUAGCCCACUAUGUACCCAAAAUAUACUGUAGGGGUCCCAACCCUGCUCCACAGAGAGAAGAUAUGCUGGCACAACAUGUUUUGUUGGGACCCAUGGAAUGGUAUCUUUGUGGUGAAGAUCCUGCAUUUGGAUUUCCAAAACUUGAACAAGCGAACAAACCUUCCCAUCUUUGUGGUCGUGUUUUUAAAGUAGGAGAGCCUACGUAUUCUUGCAGAGACUGUGCUGUUGAUCCAACUUGUGUUUUAUGCAUGGAGUGCUUUUUGGGAAGUAUUCACAGAGAGCAUCGAUAUAGGAUGACAACAUCUGGAGGUGGAGGCUUCUGUGACUGUGGUGAUACUGAAGCUUGGAAAGAGGGUCCUUAUUGUACAAAACAUGAACUUAACAUAUCUGAAACUGAUGAAGAGGAGGAUCCUCUUGUACAUUUAACAGAAGAUAUGAUCGCAAGAACCUACAACAUUUUUGCAAUCAUGUUUCGCUAUGCAGUAGAUAUAUUAACAUGGGAGAAAGAAAAUGAACUACCACAAGAUUUAGAGAUGGUAGGGAAGAGUGACACUUACUAUUGCAUGCUGUUUAAUGAUGAGGUUCAUACAUAUGAACAAGUAAUUUAUACUCUUCAGAAAGCUGUUAAUUGCACUCAGAAAGAAGCCAUUGGCUUUGCAACCACAGUAGAUCGAGAUGGACGUAGGUCAGUUCGAUAUGGAGACUUCCAGUACUGUGAACAAGCAAAAUCAGUGAUUGUGAGAAAUACCAGUCGACAGACUAAACCACUGAAAGUGCAAGUCAUGCAUUCAUCUAUUGUUGCACAUCAGAGUUUUGGUUUGAAGCUCUUGACUUGGCUUGGCAGUGUUAUUGGAUACUCAGAUGGACUUCGUCGAAUAUUAUGUCAAGUUGGUUUACAACAAGGACCAGAUGGUGAAAACUCCUCUCUUGUGGAUAAAUUGAUGCUAUGUGAUUCAAAAUUAUGGAAAGGAGCUAGAAGUGUCUAUCAUCAGUUGUUCAUGAGCAGUUUACUUAUGGAUUUGAAAUAUAAGAAACUAUUUGCCAUCCACUUUGCCAAAAAUUACCAGCAGUUGCAGAGAGAUUUUAUGGAGGAUGAUCACGAGCGAGCAGUGUCGGUGACUGCUCUAUCUGUCCAGUUCUUCACUGCACCUACUCUGGCUCGAAUGCUAAUCACAGAAGAAAACCUUAUGACCACCAUCAUCAAGACUUUUAUGGAUCAUUUAAAACAUCGAGAUAUCCAGGGCAGGUUUCAAUUUGAACGAUACACAGCCUUGCAAGCCUUCAAGUUCAGGAGGGUUCAGAGCCUUAUUUUAGAUCUCAAAUAUGUGUUGAUUAGUAAACCCACUGAAUGGUCAGAUGACCUGAGACACAAGUUCCUAGAGGGAUUUGAUGCUUUCUUAGAACUGCUAAAAUGCAUGCAGGGAAUGGAUCCAAUUACACGCCAAGUAGGACAGCAUAUUGAAAUGGAACCAGAAUGGGAAGCAGCUUUUACAUUACAAAUGAAAUUAACACAUGUCAUCUCCAUGAUGCAGGACUGGUGUGCUUUGGAUGAAAAGGUGCUGAUCGAGGCAUAUAAGAAAUGCCUGGCAGUGUUGACGCAGUGCCAUGGUGGCUUCACCGAUGGAGAACAGCCCAUCACACUAAACCUCUGCGGACAUGCAGUUGAUACCAUCAGAUAUUGUGUCUCCCAAGAAAAAGUUAGCAUUCACCUUCCAGUCUCUCGCUUACUUGCAGGUUUGCAUGUAUUGCUAAGCAAAAGCGAAGUGGCAUAUAAAUUUCCAGAGUUACUUCCUCUGAGUGAGCUCAGUCCGCCCAUGUUGAUAGAACACCCCCUUCGAUGCCUUGUGCUAUGUGCCCAAGUGCAUGCAGGAAUGUGGAGAAGAAAUGGAUUUUCUCUUGUUAAUCAGAUUUAUUACUACCAUAAUGUGAAAUGCAGACGUGAGAUGUUUGACAAGGAUAUAGUAAUGCUUCAGACAGGUGUAUCUAUGAUGGAUCCAAACCAUUUCCUUAUGAUAAUGCUCAGUCGGUUUGAACUUUAUCAAAUUUUCAGUACUCCUGAUUACGGAAAAAGAUUCAGCUCUGAGAAUACCAAUAAGGAUGUCGUUCAGCAAAAUAAUACUCUAAUAGAAGAGAUGUUGUACCUCAUUAUAAUGCUUGUUGGAGAAAGAUUUAGUCCCGGAGUUGGACAUGUAAAUGCUACAGAUGAAAUUAAACGUGAGAUUAUCCAUCAGCUCAGUAUUAGACCUAUGGCUCAUAGUGAAUUGGUAAAGGCUUUGCCAGAAGAUGAGAACAAGGAGACGGGAAUGGAGAGUGUAAUUGAAGCAGUUGCCUGUUUCAAGAAACCUGGAUUAACAGGACGAGGUCUAUAUGAACUAAAGCCAGAAUGUACUAAAGAUUUCAAUCUAUAUUUCUACCACUUUUCAAGGGCAGAGCAAUCCAAGGCUGAAGAAGCUCAAAGGAAAUUAAAAAGGCAAAAUCGGGAAGAUACAGCACUUCCACCUCCUGUUUUGCCUCCAUUCUGUCCCUUAUUUGCAAGUCUGGUUAAUAUUUUGCAAUCCGAUGUUAUGUUGUGUAUCAUGGGGACAAUACUGCAGUGGGCCGUAGAACAUAAUGGAUAUGCUUGGUCAGAGUCCAUGCUACAACGGGUCUUACAUUUGAUUGGAAUGGCACUACAAGAGGAAAAACAGCAUUUAGAAAAUGUCAGUGAAGAGUCUGUAGUGACAUUUACUUUCACUCAGAAGAUAUCAAAACCUGGUGAUACACCCAUCAAUACACCUAGCAUUCUAGCUAUGCUAGAAACACUACAAAAUGCCCCCUACUUGGAAGUUCACAAAGACAUGAUUAGAUGGAUAUUGAAGACUUUUAAUGCCAUUAAGAAGAUAAGAGAAAGUUCUUCCAGCAGUCCUGUGGCUGAGGCAGAAGGAACAAUAAUGGAAGAGAGCUCAAAGGAUAAAGACAAAGCUGAAAGGAAGAGAAAAGCUGAAAUAGCCAGGCUUCGGAGAGAAAAGAUCAUGGCUCAAAUGUCUGAAAUGCAAAGACACUUCAUAGAUGAAAACAAAGAACUUUUUCAGCAAACGUUAGAACUGGAUGCUUCUACAUCCACUGUUCUUGAUAACAGUCCUAUGAUUUCAGAUAGCGCCCUUAUAGCCUUGGGCCCAGAACAAACUCAAGUCACUGAACAGAGACAAAUUGUUACUUGUAUUUUGUGUCAAGAGGAGCAGGAGGUCAAAGUUGACAACAAGGCUAUGGUACUGGCAGCAUUUGUUCAACGGUCAACUGUAUUGUCAAAAAACAGACAUAAAUUUAUUCAGGAUCCAGAAAAAUAUGAUCCAUUAUUCAUGAAUCCUGACUUGGCCUGUGGAACACACACUGGUAGCUGCGGGCACAUAAUGCAUGCCCAUUGUUGGCAAAGGUAUUUUGAUGCUGUACAAGCAAAGGAACAAAGAAGACAACAGAGAUUACGUGUGCACACAAGCUAUGAUGUAGAAAAUGGAGAAUUCCUUUGUCCACUUUGUGAAUGUUUAAGCAAUACUGUUAUUCCUCUUCUUCUGCCUCCAAGAAGCAUAAAUAACAGGCUAGAUUUUACUGACCAACCAGAUCUUGUUCAGUGGAUUACAACGGUAUCUCAGCAAAUAAAAACACUGCAGACCCUUCAGAAAGAAGAAAGUGCUUUUAGAACUCUAUCUUCUGAAAAUAUAGAAAGUAUGAUUGAACUACAACUCCCUGAAGGAUUUCGACCCGAUUUUCGACCGAAGAACCCAUAUUCUGAAAGUAUUAAAGAAAUGCUGACAACAUUUGGAACAGCCACUUACAAAGUGGGACUAAAGGUUCAUCCCAAUGAAGAGGAUCCCCGUGUCCCCAUAAUGUGUUGGGGUAGCUGUGCAUAUACUAUUCAAACCAUAGAAAGAAUAUUAAAUGAUGAAGAGAAACCAUUAUUUGGUCAUUUGCCUUGCCGACAGGACGACUGUCUCAAGUCAUUAACAAGAUUUGCAGCUGCACAUUGGACGGCAGCAUCAUUUUCAGUGGUGCAGGAACAUUUUUGUAGACUUUUUGCAUCACUGGUGCCUAAUGAGAAAUAUGGAAAUCUUCCAUGCAUAUUAGAUAUUGACAUGUUUCAUUUAUUGGUGAGCUUGGUACUCUCAUUUCCUGCUUUGCAAUGUCAGGAUUUUUCAGGAUUUAGUCUCACCUCUGGAGACCUUCACAUUUUCCAUCUUGUCACCAUGGCACACAUUGUGCAAAUCUUACUUACCUCAUGUACAGAAGAGAAUGGCAUGGACCAAGAAAAUCCUACUGGUGAAGAAGAGUUAGCAGUGCUUGCUUUGUACAAAACACUUUGUCACUGUGCAGGAAGUGCCUUGAAAGAAAUUCCCUCAGGCUGGCAUCUGUGGAGGAGUGUCAAAGCUGGAAUUAUGCCUUUCCUGAGAUGCUCUGCCUUGUUUUUCCAUUACUUAAAUGGAGUACCUGCCCCAUCUGAAAUCCAAGUAAUUGGAGCAAAUCAGUUCGAACAUUUAUGUAGCUAUCUUUCUCUGCCAAACAACCUCAUUUGCCUUUUUCAAGAAAACAGCAAGAUAAUGAACACAUUAAUUGAAAGUUGGUGCAAUAACAACGAAGUCAAAAAAUACCUGGAAGGUGAAAGACAAGCCAUAAGCUAUGCAAGAGAGUCUAACAAAUUAAUAGAUCUUCCAGAUGAUUACAGCAGCCUCAUUAAUCAAGCAUCUAAUUUCUCGUGCCCCAAAUCUGGAGGGGAUAAGAGCCGAGCACCCACCCUGUGCCUUGUGUGUGGGACCAUGCUGUGCUCCCAGAGCUACUGCUGCCAGACUGAGCUGGAAGGGGAAGAUGUUGGAGCCUGCACUGCACACACCUAUAGCUGUGGGUCUGGAGUAGGGAUCUUUCUGAGAGUACGAGAAUGUCAGGUGCUGUUUUUAGCUGGAAAAACCAAAGGCUGCUUUUAUGCUCCUCCAUACCUUGAUGACUACGGAGAGACAGACCAGGGACUCAGGCGUGGGAAUCCAUUACACUUGUGCAAAGAGCGAUUUAAGAAGAUUCAGAAACUCUGGCAGCAGCACAGUAUCACAGAGGAAAUUGGGCACGCCCAGGAAGCAAACCAGACGCUUGUUGGCAUUGAUUGGCAACAUUUAUAAUCACUUAGCUUCGGAGAACAUGAACUUUGAUUUUUGUAACCCAGUCGGCUUUUCAGACGAGAGGGAGUAGAAAAUAAGGUCUACUGAGUUUGAAAAUAAAUUCUUUAUUUAAGCUUUU